CUUCGGGAAGGAAGAUCAGGGCAACUGUGAGAAUUACACUGAAGAGAUGGGAACUGGGAGUUGCGGCCUCAAUUAAACUGUUUUAUUUUUUAUUUUUUUUAUAAUUAUUAUAAAUCUUCGACAUUUUUGAGGGAUAUCUUGGGUUUGUAAAAGAGCCAGCGGCCCGGGCCUCAGUCCGCGGUCUUGAGUUGAUCAGCUAUCCGACAUCAUAGCGAUUGAGUCGGUGUGAAGAGCGCACAGUAUGGGUGAUAGCAGAGAUUCCUGCAGUCCAGACAGCUCAUCCGUGUCCUCAACACCUUCAGGCCAGCGUUCGCCCCCACUGGCCCCAUCCGCCGCCACUUUGACCUCCCUACCACCCAUGACAUCAGCGGUGAACAGUCCCAUUAGCAGCAUAGGCUCGCCCUUCUCUGUCAUCAGCUCCUCUCUGGGAUCUCCCUGCCUCCCCGGAACUCCCUCUGUGGGCUACGGACCCAUCAGCAGCCCACAGAUGAGUAUGUUUCCCAGAAACGCAGAGAUCAACUCAACCGUGUCCAUGUCGGGCCUGCAUGCCGUCAGUAGCUCUGAUGACGUGAAGCCACCAUUUGGUUUGAAGCCGCUGUCCGCCCACAGUCCUGGACCUAUGGUUUCACAGAAACGUUUAUGUGCUAUCUGUGGGGAUCGCUCCUCUGGUAAGCACUAUGGUGUGUACAGCUGUGAGGGAUGCAAGGGCUUUUUCAAGCGGACUGUGAGGAAGGACCUGAGUUACACAUGCAGAGACAACAAAGACUGUCUGGUGGACAAACGCCAGAGGAACCGCUGCCAGUACUGCCGUUACCAGAAGUGCCUGGCCAUGGGGAUGAAGAGAGAGGUGGUCCAAGAUGAACGACAACGAUCCGUUCAGGAGGAGCGUCAGAGGAACAAGGAGCGGGAUGGAGAGGUGGAGUCCACCAGUGCUGUGAACGAAGAGAUGCCAGUGGAGAAGAUUCUGGAAGCAGAGAUGGCCGUGGAGCAGAAGACCGAACUACAUGCAGAUGGCAGCUCAGGGGGAAGCUCUCCUAAUGACCCGGUCACUAAUAUUUGCCAGGCUGCUGAUAAACAGCUGUUUACUUUGGUGGAAUGGGCAAAACGGAUCCCUCAUUUCAGUGAGCUGUCCCUGGAUGACCAGGUCAUCCUACUGCGUGCUGGCUGGAACGAGCUGCUGAUCGCCUCGUUCUCUCAUCGCUCCAUCUCAGUGAAGGAUGGCAUUCUGCUGGCCACUGGCCUCCACGUGCACAGGAACAGUGCUCACAGUGCUGGGGUGGGAGCCAUCUUCGACAGGGAGAGUGCGCACAAUGCAGAGGUUGGGGCCAUAUUCGACAGGGUUCUGACAGAGCUGGUGAGCAAGAUGAGGGACAUGCAGAUGGAUAAAACCGAGUUGGGCUGCCUUAGAACAAUCAUCCUUUUCAAUCCAGAUGCAAAAGGAUUGUCAAGCCCCAGUGAAGUGGAGUUACUAAGAGAGAAGGUUUAUGCAUCGCUGGAGGCAUAUUGUAAACAGCGAUACCCAGACCAGCAGGGCAGGUUUGCCAAGCUCCUCCUCAGGCUCCCAGCGCUGCGCUCCAUUGGCUUGAAGUGCCUAGAGCACCUGUUCUUCUUCAAGCUGAUUGGCGACACCCCAAUCGAUACUUUCUUAAUGGAAAUGCUUGAAGCGCCUCAUCAGCUCAGCUAAUCUGGAUCUUAAUCCAGUUCAAUCCGGUUUGCACCAGGGUAUCACAGUUCCUCUGGGGCUUUACUGUCUCGUAUCCCAUUAACACCUUCCCACAGUUCUCCCCCCACCACCCCCCACUCACCCUUGCUGCACCUUUCAAAUAAUACAGCCUCGAUAAGACUUGAAAAUUGUCCGGGGAUAAAAAAGUUUUUUCCCCAUGUGACGUUUUACACCGUAUGAGGUUUUCAGAGAGAUUAUUUUUAAAAUUCCCUGCCGGUUCUAAAUUGAAUCAUAAGCUUCAAAGACUUCCAGUUUUAGAACUCUCAUAUUGAUUCUAGAGAUCUUUGUGUGUCGUUUUUGGUUUGUAUGUUAUUCUGAAUGCACGAAAUGUAUAUUUACGUUUGUUAAUGCAGUUAGAAAGUCUGCCAGCAUGUUUGACCAGGGUGAGAAUUUCAUCCAGCGUGCCCAUUGGCUGGUACGAAUCAAGUUACGCCAAACCCACCCCUUUUGUAGUCCCAUAAUGUAAUGUGACUGUGAAAGACUGCUUACUUGCUAUCUUUGGGCUUAAACCUUGAAUUCAUAAUUUGUACUGUACUCAUGAAAUGAGUCCAAUUUCUAAAUGGCAAUGCAUCUGGCCAAAAUGAAAUUCAGGCCGGGGUUUUACAUUUGUGAAUAUAAAUGUAUGCAGGUUUUCAAUUGUUGGACAUUAAUUUUUGAUCAUGUUCCAAAAGAGGGCCUAAAGGCACAGAUAGAAUCUUGCAGGAAAAUCCUGCUUUAUUUUUGCGGCAAUAGGAAGGUCGAACUCGUUUUUUGUGAUUUUUAAUUUUUGUUUUGUUCCUUUGAUGGGGAGUUGCAUUGGUAGAGGUUGUGGCACCUUCUAGAGGACAUUUUACCUGUUGACAUUUUAUAAUUCUCCAUGUCUUGAUGAUCAAUUUCUUUACAAUUUUCUUUCACAACUUUUAAUUCCUGAAAUGGUAACCCAUCCCCCCCCCCUCCAAAAAGACUAAUAUUUAUGAAGUUUCGGUGUGUGUGAUGUAUGAAAAUGUCCAACCACUCUUGUCCUUUCCCACUUGAUCGGUGUAGCAGGCCUUUUUGUUGUGUGUUCAUUCACCUAAAUCUGUUCGUCAUCAGGCUCGUUUGGAUUGAACUGGUACUAAUGUUGGCAUAGAAAAAACAAAGGUGGUUCUGGUUUGCAUAAUGUGUUGGGAUGGCCCCGCAUUGGCCAUUAUGGUGUAGUACUUUAUAAAAGGACCUUCUACAUUCCAUCUGUACUGGUUGCUGUGCAUCCUCAAGUAGCUUUGAGGAUCAAAGUAGCUAACUGAACCCCUGAAUCUUGCAACUUAAGCCGGCAUCACACUAGCAGACACAAAACAACUCAAUUUUGGCUGAGGGUGUCACACCUGUCCACUGUUUUGCUGAGAUCUCUCUUCAGUCGGAGGUAUGACACAAUUGCCUCCGCGUUCUGAUUUUAUAAGUAAUUUUAGGGUGGAAAAACGCUUGGUGACACAACUUUGAUUACAAUCAGCAGUUGUGCAGACAUGCAUCUGAGUGCGAUGAAAACAUUCAGUUCUUCAAUAAAAGAAGCCCAUCGAUCACUUGAAGCCUGCCGCAGCGAAAUUUUUUUUUCAGUCAUAUUGGAUCCUUUUUUCCUUUUGCUGGACCCUUUAACUCAGGGGGAGUCCUGACAGUCGACCUCCCGCUGGCAGUAGCUAAUGCACGCUUUGUCUUUCUCCGCCUGCCGAUUAUGCUAAUGAAACUCAUACUUGAAAAUCCCUGGAAAAAUCGGCUAGUGUGAUGCUGGCUUAACCAGAGUGCAAACUCAUGUAUUAUGUCUUAUUCAGAAGGGACUGAUGCCACUAAGGUUGUUAUGUUUGCGUUACAUUGUCAGUAUGAAAGUCAGACGUGUGAUUCUCAUGAAACAUCAAGAAAAUGUCCAUGUCCUGUUGUACUUAUUAAAAACUAAUUAUAAAUUAUAUUUUGUCCUCAAAGUGAUUUACGGAGCAAAAUAUCUUAAUCAUCCACAAUGUAGGUAAUGAUGACUUUUAUUACCAUUGCACAGUCAUGUUUUGACUGAAUCGCUGUUAAAAAGAUGCAGAUUUCUUGUUACAAAACAACAGUCACAUUUUGUAUUGACUUAAGGUUAAAUAUGACCAGGGCCAUUUUCAUGACAUGUUUAAUGAGAAUCAUCCAGAUGUGUCCAUACACCAGCAUUGAUUACAAUCUCUAUGCAUCUGAGGAAAGAGACUGGUGUAGAGUAGAAUUCUGGCCAUUAAACAAGAUAUUCAAUUCAGCAAAUGCACCAGUGUUGAUGUUUUGUGCUCUUGUGAUGUAUACCUGUUGGCUUUAAGGUGCUCAUAUCAUAACCAAUCUGUCCAAGUACAUGUAGGAAGGUAGGUAGACUUGAUGAAAUACUGACAAUAUUUGAACAUUUUAUACAAUGUAAUAGCUAGAGAUUGCAAGUGGUCCCACCUGUUUUGGUGCUAACGACAAUGGUUAGACAAAUGUCAACUACCGUAUAGACAUAUACACCAGUGCAUGGCAUACAUUCAACCACUGGCCAAAAUAUGCAAUGAGACCAUAAUCAAAAAAGCUUGAUUUUGAAAUAUACCCCCAUUUAUGGUUUAAUACGCCAUCUACUGCAUAAUAGUUCAAAUUGUAAUCAGCAAGUACUUUGAAACUACUUUUAAACCGUUUUACAAAGGUUUUAUACAUCUAGAAGGUGCUUAACUUUCCUGUUGUGAGUUGAAUCAUAUGCAGAACUCUUGUCAGAUGAGUACAUUAGCCACAUCGUUUUUAGCUUGCAAAGGAAUUUGAAAAUCAGAUUAUAUCAAUACAUGCUUGCUAUAUGUUGUGACUGAUUCCAGACUUCCAAUUAAAGCUUUUUUGCCCCAUUGGAUCUCUUCCUUCCAUUUUGUUUGGUUAGGACCAGUGGUAGAAAGGAUCCUGUCUUGUGGUCGUUUGUGUAUUUCACACUCAACCUCUGGUUCUGUAUCGUUGGCAUCCCAGGAGUUAAGGUUAUUCAAGAGUUUUGUUUGCCAUUGCAUGUUGAAUCUACACAGCUUUUAUUAAUCCAGAAUUUGAAGCAAAUUCCUUCGGUGCUGAUUGUUUGCUCUGUAUCUGAAUAGUGGGAAGGCACUUUUGAUCACAUGCACGGUUUGCUUGUGUUUUCUUCUGGGCCACUUGAGCCAGUCAAUCUAUGUGAGGUGUGUGCGUGUUUCCAUCAUUGCAAAACAAAUGUCCUGUUUUGUGCGCGAAAGAUGCGUAAACAAUGCGUGAAGGCCCUCAGUGGAGUUCAUGUAUGGUGAAAAAUGAUUCACUGAUUUAUAAAAGUUUCCUUGAAAUGGAAUGCAAUGGCCCUGUCUUCUAUUACUUGAUUGUGGUUUAUCACAGUUUUACACCGUGAACUUGCUUAUUCAAGUGGCCGACCUAACUUUUAUUUCUCCACAAAAUGUUAAAUUUUUUUCAUAGUCAUAUAUAUUGAAAAGCUGUAUGAAUUAGUUAGUUGCAAAGUAUUCAUAAAAAUGAAUAGAAAGCUUGCGUACAGAUUUGUUAUUUUUAUCCAUUCUCUGUUUUGCAGUGACAGACAGUAUCCCCUGAGUACCCAUGAUGCACCUGAAAUGAAUGCAGCACUGCCAAACGGGUUGCAGGGGAUCUGAUUCUUGAGGGUUUCUAACCUCUACUUGAUUGACUGACUGUACUGUGUAAUGAUCACUUUAAACAGAUCCCCUUUUGCAGCUAUUUGUACAGGACUGAGCAAAUUGGUGUUGCAAUUUGUUUCACGUGUGGAAAGCCCUCCUGUUUGUGUGUUUGAAGCGGAAUGGCACUCUGAAAACUUGAAUUAAUCUCUGCCUGAGAAUGAAGUGGUUAUGUUUCUGUCUGAGAACCAAUUCACUUUAAUCUCCGGCUUAUCGGUGAAUGUUUGCUUCUUAAAGACGCAUAAGUGAAGUGAUUUCUGGGCCGUUUUUCACCCUAAACCCCAAUUUUUUUUUUUUUUUUUUUGCUUUUGCAUUGACAUUAUUUUUAUGACAAUUAAGCACCCCAGACCCUAUUCUCAUUACUGUAAAAGUAUAUUGUUUAAAUUGAAGUGUUUAUUCAUCAUGGUAGUAUUUGUUUUGCUGCCUAUGUUGAAUGAACAAAGCAUUCUAUUACAGUAGGGAUUUUUACUGUAAUAUUGUUAAAUUACUGUAUUUCAGUAAGGAAUCAAUGAGGAUUUGUGGGGGAACCAUGUUUAUUUGUCCUGAAAAUACUAUGCAAAAAAAAAAAAUCAGAAUGGUCCUAAAUUCAUUCUUAUGCAAACGUGUAAAUAUAUAUAUUUUUCUUUUUUGGCUUUGGGGUGAAAUGUGACCUGAACAUGUAUUCAUGAGAUUCACCCAUACAAGGACAUGUUGGAUGGAGUUGCAACUGAGGGAGGGCUCUAAAAUAUUAGAUUUAAUGGGAGACAUAAAGAGACUCCAAAAAUGAUGUGAAAGUGCUUUUUAACCCCCCAAAAAACAUUCUUAUGCAAACUUUUUUUAUGCUUUACAUAUGUGUGUAUGAUGUAUUAUUGCAAAAUGUGUUUUGUUAUUUGGGGUCUUCUUCCCACCCACACCCUUCCCUCUUCAUUUUCUUGUCUAGUUUUAAAUCUGUCUCCAGCAUUUGUGGAAAUAAUGGACUGUACUGAGUGUGGAGACAGGGGAAAAAAAAAAAGUGUUUUGAUUUUCUUUUUCAUUUAAUUCAGAAUCUGUUUUGUUUGAUGUUAUAAUGUGUAAGUAAAGGUUUUAAUA
Molecule: messenger RNA, 6426 nt
Organism: Xyrauchen texanus (razorback sucker)
Lineage: Eukaryota; Metazoa; Chordata; Actinopteri; Cypriniformes; Catostomidae
Gene: rxrba
Product: retinoid x receptor, beta a
Exons: 14
Coding region: 242-1684 (480 amino acids)
Biological process (GO): anatomical structure development; retinoic acid receptor signaling pathway; positive regulation of transcription by RNA polymerase II
Cellular component (GO): RNA polymerase II transcription regulator complex; nucleus
Molecular function (GO): retinoic acid-responsive element binding; nuclear receptor activity; zinc ion binding
Source: RefSeq, a predicted model, not a curated record